Messenger RNA from Cuscuta campestris, 2009 nucleotides. The record is from the annotation of a GenBank genome assembly. Lineage: Eukaryota; Viridiplantae; Streptophyta; Magnoliopsida; Solanales; Convolvulaceae.
AUUAAAAGGAAAAAAAAUAAUAAUCCGAACUUAUAAAACGUUCGGAUUUUACAACAAAAUAAAAGAAAAAUAAAACUUGGAGUCUUCGGAUGUUUGAACGAACGCAAGAAGACGAACGGACAGAGAGAGGAACGACGCCGGAGCAAAAGAAGGGUAAGGAAAGCGGAGUCGCCGGAGCUUUCCUUAAGGAGCCCCGCCUCGGCAAACCAACGACUUACGCCGUGCACUGCAAGGCGGGGCCCGGGUACGCGCUCAGCACCCGAGGCGGCGCCGUCAUUCUUGCACCCGUUGACCGGUCCGACGAAUGCCAGCACUGGUUCAGGGAAGACAAGCUUAGCGCCCGAGUCAUGGACGAGCACGGCUUCCCCAGCUUCUCGCUGGUCAAUAAGGCCACCGGGAAAGCUGUCGGGCACCCAGACGGAGCGGGCAGGCCGGUGGAGCUCGUGCCGCACGACCGCGACGGAGUUCAGCUGGAUGGGUCCGUCCUUUGGACUGUGGCGGGGGAGGAUGGAGACGAGUUUAAAGCUAUUAGGAUGCAGAAUAACGUCCGGCUGAACAUGGAUGCGCUCGGCGGCGUUAAAGAGUCCGGCGGCAUCCGUGACGGCACGGUCGUCGGAGUUUGGGAAUGGAACGGCGGUGACAACCAACGCGUGGUCGCCGCCGCCGGCAACAACGACAAUAUCCUUCACCACCACCACCACCACUUUUCCCACCAAGAUCACCAUCACUACCACCACUACGAACGCAACAAUCCCUGCUGCCUCAGCGAGGACGACACUACGCCGUCCGAUACGAAGCAAACUUACCGCGUCUACUGCAAGGCAGAUGCGGGCUUCUCCCUGACGGCGGAUGGCGCGGUCUUCCUCGCCCCCAACGACCCGUCAGACCCGCGGCAGCGCUGGGUCAAAGAAGACCGGCGCAGCGCGCUCGUCAGGGACAAGGACGGGUUCCCCAGCUUCGUCCUGGUCAACAAGGCCACCCGGCAGGCAAUCAAGCAUCCGGACGCCGCCCGGAAGCCGGUGAAGCUGGUACCCUACGACGACGAGGACGGAGAAGGGGCUGUUCUCGACGGAUCGCUGCUGUGGACGGCGGGGGACGACGGGUGCAAGGCCAUCUGCGCACAAAACAACACUUCGCUGUGCAUGGACGCCCUGAAGGGGACAAAGAAGCUCGGCGGCGUGCGGGAGGGGACGGUGGUCGGAAUGUGGGAGUGGAACGAAGGGGACAACCAACUCUGGUCGCGCUGCCGGCAACGCCAACAACAACCACCACCACCACCAUUAUCACUACUACGGACGCAGCAACCCCGCCGCCUCGGCGAAGACGACACCACGUCGGCCGAUAACAAGCAAACCUACCGCGUCUACUGCAAGGCAGACGCGGGCUUCUCCCUGACGGCGGACGGCGCGGUCUUCCUCGCCCCCAACGACCCGGCCGACCCCCGGCAGCACUGGGUCAAGGAAGACCGGCGCAGCGCCCUCGUCACGGACAAGGACGGCUUCCCCAGCUUCGCCCUUGUCAACAAGGCCACUGGCCAGGCGAUCAAGCACGGCCCCCGGACGCCGGUGAAACUGGUUCCCUACGACGACGACGGAGAAGGGGCUGUUCUCGAUGGAUCGCUGCUGUGGACGGCGGCGGACGUGGCGGGGGAUGACGGGUACAAAGCCAUUCGCGUGCAGAACAACACUUUGCUGUGUGCAUGGACGCAUUGAAGGCGAUAGAAGAGUUCGGCGGCGUACAAGACGGGACGGUGGUCGGAAUUUGGGAAUGGAACGGUGGGGACAACCAACGUUGGAUCAUCGUUCCGUCUUCGACUUCUUAAUUAAUUACUUUAAUUAGUUUGCUCGGUGUGUUAAAUUAGCACUCGUUUAAGACUUUUAAAAAUUCUGGUUUCGGUCAUAGUAUGCUACUCACAUUUUAUUUAUUUUACUCCCUCUCUUUGGAAAAGUACUUUCUAAUUUGACCAUCAAUUUUGUUUUUGGUCUGAUUAACAAAAUUAUGAUGUGAUU